AUGCGCCUAUCAGAGUUCGGUCGAAGCAUUCGCCUCGGUGGCGUUACAGUUCACGAGCUGCAGAAGGUCAUCGAAUUGGACUCCAGCGCCUCAAGGCCAUCCCAUGACGACACCAGCACAUCAGUCCCAUGCGAGGCCAUCAAGCCAAUAGAACGACAGAUGGUCAUCAUCGUACCCUGUAAGAACGAGCCCAUCCACGUCAUCGAGGGUGUGCUGUCCGGCAUCCCCAGCGGCUGCCUCAUCGUCUUGGUGUCCAACAGCGACAGAGAUCCGGAGGAUCUAUACGAGCAGGAGGUACAAGCUCUCCGCGACUUCUGCGCCACGGCCCACCGGCCGGCUCUGGCAAUACACCAGCGCGACCCAGGUGUCGCCGCUGCCUUUUCGGCCGCCGGCAUGCCGCAUAUAGUCGACAAGGUCGACGGCCUGGUGUACAACGGCAAGGGAGAGGCGAUGCUCAUGGGCAUGUCGCUUGCGGCGCUUACCGGGCGGCGUUUCGUGGGAUUCGUAGACGCCGACAACUACGUCCCCGGCUCGGUCCACGAGUACUGCCGGGUAUAUGCCGCCGGCUUACACCUCGCCACAUCCUGCGGCAGCAGGCUGGCCUCGGAGGAGGCGAUGGUGCGCAUCUCGUGGGCGUCCAAGCCCAAGCUCCGUGACGGCAAGAUCCGCUUCGACCGACGGGGCCGCUGCUCUCGCAUCACAAACGAGUGGUUCAACAAGUUCCUGGCGUACAACGUCGGGUAUUCCUCGUCGGCGCCGGGAAUCAUCGCCACGGGCAACGCCGGCGAGCACGCCAUGACUAUCGGUCUCGGCCUCAAGCUCAGGUUCGCGCGGGGCUAUGCCGUCGAGCCCUUCCAGUUCGUGGACAUGUUUGAGCGCUUCGGCGGCAACUCUGACCGGAGGUCGGGGAGGAUAUCCCGGACCGUCAGCAACGGAGGCGGCUCACAGGUUCGCGUUCUGCAGAUCGAGACGCGCAAUCCGCAUUUCCACGACGACAAGGGCGAAGAGCACGUGCAAAAGAUGUGGACGCAGGCCCUGGACGUGCUUUACCACUCCUCAUUGACGCCGCGAUCUCUUCGCGAUGCCAUGGGCCAGUUCAUGGUCGAGCACGGUGCCCUCAAGCCCGGGCAAGAACCAGCUCGCGAGAGGGUAUACCCGCCAGUAGGCACUCUUGACUUUGCUACUCUCUACCAGACUCUUUGUGAGAAGGCAAAGACCUUUCAAGUCGUUGAGAACUGA
Molecule: messenger RNA, 1239 nt
Organism: Thyridium curvatum
Lineage: Eukaryota; Fungi; Ascomycota; Sordariomycetes; Thyridiales; Thyridiaceae
Exons: 1
Coding region: 1-1239 (412 amino acids)
Biological process (GO): mannosylglycerate biosynthetic process
Cellular component (GO): cytoplasm
Molecular function (GO): mannosyl-3-phosphoglycerate synthase activity
Source: RefSeq, a predicted model, not a curated record